AUGCUGUACACUAAGUUUAGCGUUCCCACAGCCACCGCCAACGCACCAGCCGCCGCCGCCAGCAGCCCCGAGUCCUCUACAGUACUGCAGCCCGGCGACGUUGACGAGCUGCUGUACACUCCCGGCGAGGAAGUGCCGUACUACAUGGGCCCGCUAGAGCUGCGAGAUGUGCCGGCAGAUGCCGGCGUGGGUGUGUUUUUGACAAAGGACGUGACGUGCGGCACGCUGCUGCUGGCCUGCUACCCGCUGGCGAUGCUACGGGGCCGACCCGUGGGUCAUCACAGCGACCCAUCUUUCGCCGGCCCUGCGGCGGCGCCGCCGCCGUCACCUUUAGAGCUGGCGCAUGCGUUAGACGGCGCCGUCAUGAGUCCCCUCGCGGCGGCCUGGAUGCUGGCACUGUACGACGGCGUUGACGACGGCGAUGACGACGACGACGGCGACGGCGUGCCCAGUGGCGGCGGGGGCAGCAGCCGUACCCGGAGGCGGCUGGGUCAGUUGCGGCAGUUGUUCCGGGUGCCUUUCGGCGCCACAGCAGCUGCCGCCCCGGACGAGGGGGACGAGGGGGAGGAGGAGGCUGCCGGGGGGGCUUCCUCCGGCCGGCGGCAGUUGGGCGUUCGUUGUCCGUUGCCUGACGAGGCAGUGGCCCGAGUGGUGACGUUUAACGCGUACGGAGAAUCCAAACCAGAUCCAGCGGUGUCGGCCGUCAGGUCGCUCUCCGCGGAGCUCCUGAGCGGCUGUGUGGGGCUCUGGCCGCCCUUCAGUCUCAUCAAUCACUCUUGUGCGCCUGUGGCGUCGUACGGCCUAGUGGGUGACGUCAUGGUCGUACGCGCCGCCGCCGACUUGCCCGCCGGCCAGCAGGUCACGAUCAGCUACUUUGGCCGCCGCGCUCUGGGCCCCUUGGAGCUUCGUCGCGCCUACCUGCGCCAGCAUUACGGGUUCGUGUGUGCGUGUGAAAGAUGUGUUUUGGAAGCUGCGGGGUUGGGGGAGGGGGAGGGGGAAGGGGAGGCGGGGGGAGGGGAACAAGACGUGGUGGCGGCGGCGGCGGCGGCGGCGGCCAAGAUUCCGAAAGAGCUGCCAGGUUUUAUAGAAAACCUGCAUACUACCUGCAGCCGCGUGGCGGCGCCGCACCUGUACGACAUGCUGACGGGACGGAGAUGGGCGACGGCGGCGGCGGCGGCGCAGCCGCCGCCGCCGUUUGGCAGUGGCCCCGCGUUUGCCGUCCCCCAGGACGAACCGGUUUCGGAGCUUGUUGAAGAGCUUUCGGAGUUGUACGGCUACCUGUCGGAGAGCUGGCAGCAGCUGCUGCGUGCGGCAGCGGCGACGACGGCGGCGGCGGCGGCGGGGUCCGAGGGCGAAGAGGAAACAGCCAGGGAAGAGGAGGAUGGCGCUGAUGGCAGCAGCAGCGGCGGCGGCGGCAGCGGUGGGGUCCUAUCGCAGCAGGAGGUGUUGUGGCUGGAAGGCAGUGUAUUCGUGUUGCUGGACCAGCUGCUGGUGGUGGUGGGGGCGCUGGGCCUGCUGCAGGUUGUGCAGGAAAGGCAGCAACAACAACAGCAACAGCAACAAUCGCCGCGACGAAGCCGGCGGCGGCAGCAGGACGCGGAUGCAGGAGCCAGUAGCGGCAAGGGCCGCAAGGCGAAGGGGAGGCCGCUGCCGCUGCACAAAAAAGCGACGGCCGGGGCGCAGGAGGUCGCGGCGGCGGUGGCGCCGGGAUCUGAUCUGGCGGUCGCUUGCGCCGUACGGCUCCUGUACGGAAUCCAGGCCGUACUGGGACCGGAAUCGGACGAGUUCCAGCAGGCAGAGAUAAGUUGCUACGACGCGCUGUCGGCCCGGAACCCAGGCGAAGUAACACCACCCUCGCAGCCACCUCCGCCAUGCCCAGUCAAGUCACUGGCGCAGUUCGGCCAGCUGGCCAAGGACGUGUUGUACGGCAAUCGCGUGGAGGGCCUGUACGGCACCGCCGGCGUGUCCAAGUUCAUGAUCUCGAGCACGAACGGUCGUGGUCUGUCCCUGACCACCACAGCCACCACCACCUCUUCGUAA
Molecule: messenger RNA, 2040 nt
Organism: Volvox carteri f. nagariensis
Lineage: Eukaryota; Viridiplantae; Chlorophyta; Chlorophyceae; Chlamydomonadales; Volvocaceae
Exons: 7
Coding region: 1-2040 (679 amino acids)
Molecular function (GO): protein binding
Source: RefSeq, a predicted model, not a curated record